Molecule: messenger RNA, 1760 nt
Organism: Zea mays
Lineage: Eukaryota; Viridiplantae; Streptophyta; Magnoliopsida; Poales; Poaceae
Exons: 3
Coding region: 21-1610 (529 amino acids)
Biological process (GO): DNA transposition
Molecular function (GO): DNA binding; transposase activity; zinc ion binding
Source: RefSeq, a predicted model, not a curated record
CACCUACACUUGGGCCUAAAAUGUUGCAGCAGGAACUUCUAAAGAAGUACAAGAUGGAUAUCCCAUACGAUAGAGUUUUUAGAGGUAAAGAGAAGGCUCUUGACAUGAUAUAUGGAGCAUGGGAUGAUAGCUAUGACUUACUUCCUACAUAUAGAGAUGAGCUUUGUAGAGCAAUGCCUGGCAGUGUUGUUGAGUUAGAUACAGAAGAUCAUAAGGGAGACAUGUGUUUUAAAAGAUUCUUUGUUGCUUUGAAACCAUGUAUUGAUGGAUUUUUACAAGGAUGUAGACCGUACAUUGCUAUGGAUUCCACUCACUUGACAGGAAGAUCAAGAGGGCAACUAGCAGCUGCUGUUGCAGUGGACGGCCAUAACUGGCUUUUUCCAGUGGCUUUUGGAGUGAUUGAGACGGAAUCGAUUGAAAGUUGGACAUGGUUUGUCCAAAACUUGAAGCAAUCAAUUGGUACUCCUAUGGGAUUGGUUAUUAGUACAGAUGCAGGCAAGGGGAUAGGGGCUGCUAUAGAUGUUGUGUACCCAGGAGUGGAACACAGAGAGUGUAUGAGACAUCUAUGGAAGAAUAUGAAGAAGAAGUAUUUUGGCCCUUUGUUUUCUCAGAAUAUGUGGGCAGCUGCUAAGGCUUGUACAAGUGACAAGUUCGACUACCACAUGAGAAAGAUAGAGGAGAAGAGUCCUAAUGCGAUAGCCUGGCUAGAUGAAAAUCAUCCAUAUGUGUGGUCCAGAAGCAAAUUUGGAGAUGGUUGCAAGGUAGAUUACAUCAAUAACAACCUUUCUGAAUCUUUCAAUAGUUGGGUAUCCAAAACCAAAUCAUUUCAGAUUGUUGACAUGCUUGAUAAAAUAAGACAGAUGAUUAUUAGCAAAUUUGAUUUGAGACGCAAAAUUGGUAGGGAAAUGAAGGGUAGGAUAAUCCCAUCUAUUAUUAGUACUCUCAAUGAUCAUAGCAAGGCAAUCAAGGAUCAUGAGGUGUUAAGAUGUGGAGAUGGCACAGCUGAAGUGACUGUUUCCACCAUUAGACACCCAGUUAGUUUAGAACAAAUGGCAUGUAGUUGUAGAUCUUGGCAAGUGACUGGAAAACCAUGCAGUCAUGCUCUAGCUUUCAUUGCAACACACAGUAGGGAUUUGGAGAUGGAUGAUUAUGUCCAUGAGUUUUACUCAGUGGAGAUGUUUAGAAAAGCAUAUGAAGGUGUUUUCCCUCCGAUGACAUCGAAGCAUCUUUGGUCACGGGUGGAUUUAGGCUAUAAAAUUAAGAAGCCUAAGUUAAGAAGAAAACCAGGAAGGCCAAGAGUAGCCAGGAUAAAGGCAUCCGGGGAGCCAGGCAAGAAGAAGAAAAGAGAGUGUCCUGAAUGUCAUGAAUUAGGCCAUACUGCUAAGUAUUGUCAAGGUGGUCCUACGGCUAGUCAAAAGAAGAUGAGGCUGUCAUCAAAUGAUCCCAAUGCUUUUGCAUCUACAUCCAAUGCAACUGCUGCUGUAACUGAUACUGCUAAUGGUGGAGGAGAACCAACUACUACAAGAGGUAGAGGUAGGGGAAGAGGACGAGGAAGAGGAGGGGGAGGAAGAAGAGGAAGAGGGAGGAUUGCUCAAUGGUUUGGUCUUUGAAAGUGAUCUAUUUGCUAUGUAAAAACGCCAUGAAAACUUGUGAAGUGUUGUGUUUUGCCAUGUAAACAUUAGUGCUGCUGACAUUAGUGCUGAAUUUUGGUAUGACAUUAGUGCUGCUGAAAUCGUGUUUUGGAAUGACAUUAAUGCUGC